CACCACUCGCGGACCGUUUCUCCCGUCCGCCGACAGCCCGUAGCCACUGCGCGCGGGGACUCCAGCAAUGGCUCUCACGCAGGCACUGUCAGCGAGGAGGCUGGCCGCAGUGUGGGCGGUGGCGGCGGCGGCGCUGCUGUGCGGCCUGGUGGUGGGAGCGCCCGCUGCCUCAGACGACGACUACACGGACGAGAACAGGCCCUACGAGUUCGGAUUCGUCAUCGAGGGGCAGCAGCAUCGCCACGAGAAGAAAGAUGAGAGAGGCAUCAUCAUGGGAGAGUUCGGCUUCAUCACGGCGGACGGAGUCUACCACGUGACGGUGUACGCCACGGACGAGAACGGGGACUUCAAGAUCAUCAGCAUGAAGAACAUCCGCCUCGGACCGCCUCUGGACCAGAUGCGCACGGCGCCGCGCGCCAGCACGACAGCGCGCCCUGUGACGCAGCCGCCGGCGCCGGCAGCAGCGGCGCGCACCUCGACGGCCCCCGCAGCCCCCGGCUCCACCAGGACGUCGGUCAGGCUGGACGGCGUCAACGGCUGCAGCGGCUGCCUCAUCCCCACCACCACGGCUGCCACCCCUCCGGCCAUCGGCUCUGAGCUGCAGCCUCCGUUCGUUGGAGGUCCCCCAUCCGCUGGAGCACCUGGAAGACCUAGUCCCGCAUCCGUUGGAACACUUCGGCAACCUGGAGGCGUCGGCGGUGGUUUCAGCACAGGAGACAGAACUGCCAGUGGCUUCGGUGGUGGCCAAGGCGGCGGAGCCGGAGGCGGCGUCCAAGAUCGCAUUGGGGGUGGCAUCGCAGAUCGUACUGGUGGGAGCUUCGGAGGUGGGGCUCCAGGUAGUGCUGUAGGCGGCGGCGUCGGCAUCACUAGGGCUCCUGUGGCAGGUGGCAGUGCCGGUAGCUUUGGGGGCGGUGCUGGAGGCGCUGGGAGUGUCGACAGAGGAGACGGUGGGAGCGGCUUCGGAGGGCAGCGCCCUGGCCUGCCAAGGCAGCCAACUAUCGGUACAGCAGCUCAGCCCGGCAGACCUUCCCAACCAGUGGGGCAGCAGCCGGCUUUCGGAGCGAGGCCAUUCGCCGUCCCAGCACAGACGCCCUCGGGAGUUGGCGGCGCUCCUGGCCAGCAGGCGACAGGCCCAGCUUCCGCUCGGCCAGGGCCGCAGAACGCUGGUGCCCCAUUUGGAACCGCUGGUGCCCCAUUUGGAACCGCUGGUGCCCCAUUUGGAACCGCUGGUGCCCCAUUUGGAACCGCCGGUGCCCCAUUUGGAGGUGAGGCGUCGCCUCCGGGCACUCAGCAGCAAGGCGGCGAGCGCCCGACCGCGUUCGGUGGGCGGCCAUCCUCCGGCCCUGGAGCUGCCGGUGGUGGCGUCCCAGCCCCAAGUGGCGGACUGGGUGUUCCGCCUGGAGAGCCCGUCAGGGACGGACUCCCGCCGGGAGUCACCAUGCAGGACGUUAUGGAUGCCCUGCUCUACAGGUUCAACUACACGCUGCCGUACCACGGCCACAACGAGGAGGGCUACCGCAGCGGCAACAAGGUUGGCGGCUACUUUGCGGACGGCCGCGACGGCGUCGGCCGCAACGUAAAGUACCUGGCCAACGAGUUCGGCUACCAGCCCAACAUCACGCUGGUCGACCUGCGGCCCGACCAGGCCCACACCGAGGAGGACGAGCGCAACGCGCCGCUGCUCGGAUACAAGUUCGAGUGGCUCUACUGAACACCCCCCUCCAAGCAGCCGCUCUCACUGCAAGACACUCUGCCUCAGACAGCGAUCCAUACAACCCCUUCACCGUAGCUACAUUGCAGAUGCGAUCUAUCUGCACGCAUUUCUAUUGUAAUGAAUCAUCCCACCAUUUACACAGGGUGUUUCACAAUUCAUACUACACACUUCUAGGGGUUCUAGAGGGAACUUAGUAGAUCAAGUUUUACCUAGGAACUCAUGUCCGGAAACGUCAAAACUAUAGACACCGGCACCUGUGAAUGUGUGUACGUACAUAGUGAUUCGUUGAUGACGUAACCAACUUUUUAGGGUGAUGGAGAAGGAUAAAUGUGUCAGUCUGAGGUAAGGGUCGUAAGAUAUAAGGGAAAAUCAUUCUGAUACCUCUGGGAUUGGAAACACAUGUACAGUUACUGUUGUUGUUAAGAUUAUAGACUAGACCACUUUCAAAGGUAGUAGCAUGGACCAAAACAAGGAAGAAAUAUUCAGUAAACGUGGUCAUUGAAAUUUAUAUCUGAGAACCUAUGAGAACUUGUUCAUCUUCGCGACUGUGAAAUACCUCUCCUAUUUUGAACAAGUGCUCAUAACUCUGACGGAAUGCAUUUUUGACCUCAUGUCCACUGGAGGUUUUUCUUCUUUUGGUCCCUACUACUACCAAGGAAGGUGGCCUACCCUACAAUCUUCGCAACAAUAGUACAAGUACAUGUAUUACAUUGACAGAGGUAUCAAAAAGGUUUUCCCCUAUAACUUUCGACGCGUUCGUUUCCUGUACAGGGACCCUCACAUCAAAGUGAUACAUUUUUCCUUCUCCUUCGUCCUAGAAAGUUUGUAAGAUCAUCACAGAAUCAUUCUGUGCAGGCAUACAUUUACAGGCACUUGCGCGUUUAACUUUGACACUCUGUAGCGUCGUUGGGUAACGUUUCCGGACGUGGGUUCCCAUGUGAAACUUGAACUAUUAAGUCCCCUCUACAACCUCUAGAAGUGUGUAAAAUGAAUUCUGAAACAUCCUGUAGAAUACCACAACUUCUCAUUGUUUUUCUCUGUUUAUCACCAGUAUUUCUAACGGUUGUUGUUCAACCAUAUUACACAGUAUCACACGCCAUAACAUGACUAAUUAUCAUAAAGGUUUAGUCAUCACUUCGGAAGGUAAAGUUAGGCAAUUAAUUAUUCUUUGUUUGCAGCUACGCGUGUGUUAUCCUGAUACAUCGUAAUCUCGGCGCCACAGUACCGCAGGACGCAUAGUAUAAGCAAAACAUAACGGCGCAGCACAUUGAUAUAGUGGAGAAUCGUGCGAUAGUUCGUUUACGGCAUUUGAAGCGAAAUAACACUGCAACAGAAAAAUUGCGUCAAGAUUUCCGUAGGUGUCUGGAUUGGCCUAAGACACUGAAACAUUUCUGCUGCUGUCGAAAACGAAUUACCACGCGAUACUCCACUGAAUCAAUGGUCUGCGCCAUUUGGUUUAGCCUGCUCUGGGGUGAUAGACUACAGUGGUGGGGAGCGUACCUGCAAACAAGCAAAUAUUUAAUUACGUAACUUCAUGAAUACCCUUCGUAUAAUGACUUUGAUAUCAGUCUUGUGACUGGUUUCGUGCAAUUCUCUACACCUCCUCCUUCUUUGACAGACUCUUCGUCACUUAGUAGCAGUUACAACUAAUAUACUGAAUUAUUUCUUGUAUAUAUUCGAAUCUCUGUCUCUCCCUAUAAGUUUUCCCUCUGUUGUCCGCUCUACUAACAUGCAAAUUAUUCCAUGCCCUAAGAUUCUCGUUCUAGUUACAUUUUUUUCCAUAUAGUCCUAUCCUCGUCGAUUUUGCACAGAAUCGCCACAUUUAUUACCUCAUCAUCAUCAUAAUCACAUCAUCUUCAUCAUCGUCAUAAUCAUCGGGGCUGCUUUCAGCUGCCCAGGUAGGAUGUUACCUAAGCAAUUUGCCUCCACCUCCUACUAUUGCUAGCUUUCCUUUCUCACCACGGCAUCUUAUUGUCUUUACUUUCCCUUCAACGCCUUCUUUAGUCUCGUCGAGCAACCUCUUUCAUGGACGUCCAAGUUGUUUUGUCUUGGCGCGUUCCUUUCCACCAACCAAUGAGGGUAUACGAUGGUGUGCAUCCGCGUUGAGCUCCCUGUAGCUAAUUCCAUGGUCUACAGCAACUAACUUACCAGACCGGCUAUUUUCAGCUUCCUUCUGUAUUACCAGAUAUCAAAUGCACGGAUUACCUUCUCUUCAUGGUCCACUUCCAUACUUACAAUUAACUCAUCUCACCACCUUCCAUUCCAUCGACGGACCCAAUGUCUCCACUCUCUCACUUUCUUGCUGUAUUACCAUUCGAAUAUCACCACACUGUCAAAAUAUUUUCUCAGAAACUCAAUGAGCGUUGCUAGAAUACACGUUACUUCCUCUUCAUUUCAUAUCUUUACCACUGCGUUGCUCCACAAUGAAUCUUUCACCCUGCAGGAGUGUGUGUGUGUGUGUGUGUGUGUGAGAGAGAGAGAGAGAGAGAGAGAGAGAGAGAGAGUGAGAGUGAGAGUGAGAGAGUGUUCAUGCUGUAAUGAAACUUUACGAGAUGGGAAAACCGUGAGCUGCGUCGGGGUUUCGAAUCGUAAACUUUACCAUUGGCCGACAAGGUUCUUAAUCACUGAACAACUCAGGCACGCCUCAUGAAAUGUUUCAAGGAUUCAGUACCAGUAACAUUUACCGAAUUACCAAAUUGCACAGAAUCUCUCCUACCCUCUUGAAAACUGUGCCCUCGUGGAGUAUGUGUUAGCCAGACCGCGAUGAUUGGUUUCAGGAUGGUUCUUUCACCCUGGCGACGAAUGUACGCUGCAAAAAAUUCAGAACAAGAACAAGUUAUAGAUCCUCUGACGUAAUCAAUUUAAGUUUGCAGUAAACGCAGAUAAUGGUCUACACUUCGCUACAGAGUGAAAGAUUAAAUUUUCAAACAAAAACAGCAUUCGCCUGCCAUUUCCUGUCCCUUAGGAUUGCUAGUCAAAGAAUGCUUGGUGUCUUUAGAUAUCACGAGAUAUGUGCUCGAAGACUGUGCAAUUGAAGAGUGCCUGGUUGGAGCACUUCCUUGUUGCUAAAAAUGUUUCGUUCUUUUCUGAAAAGAGAUUCAUUUCAUUAUCAAUUUAACAACUUCGACUUCAAAGUAGCUUUCUUGCUCACUACUAAUUACAAAAUCCCACUCUCGAUAACCUGUCUUUAUACAAGCAUUAUUUCCAAUCUUUCUUGUUACUCUCGUUUAUAAAUAAUUUAAAGUUUCCCUCGUAUCAUAUCUAAUUACCUGUAUGGAGAGGGAAAACGCUCUAAGACUUCGAUAAGUACAAACGCAACUCCUUAUUUUAAAAGCUAUUGCUAUUUUAUUUCAUAUCAUGUGGACUGCCCUGCGUUCACCGCACUUUGUGUUCGCAGAAAUUAUAAAAGUGCAAGAAUACGGACUAUACGCCAAAUCUACAAGCAAUCUUAGAGCAAGAGACGUUGUCUUGCUUGCCAGCUUUGGUAAACACGAAUCAUUUGUUGAUAUGAUGAUACUGAA
Molecule: messenger RNA, 5235 nt
Organism: Schistocerca serialis cubense
Lineage: Eukaryota; Metazoa; Arthropoda; Insecta; Orthoptera; Acrididae
Gene: l(3)mbn
Product: protein lethal(3)malignant blood neoplasm 1
Exons: 6
Coding region: 68-1711 (547 amino acids)
Source: RefSeq, a predicted model, not a curated record